GAAGCGAAAGACUGUCCAGACGUUACUUUGGAUGCCGCGUUUAAAGAAAACCCAAGAAGCGAACCAGAUGGCUGUCCAGCGAAAGAAACUUGUGGUUGUCGGUGACGGCGCUUGUGGGAAAACGUGUCUACUGAUCGUUUUCAGCAAGGACGAGUUUCCCGAGGUCUACGUCCCGACGGUGUUUGAAACCUACGUGGCCGACAUAGAGGUUGACAACCAGCAGGUCCAGCUGGCUCUGUGGGACACGGCCGGACAGGAGGACUACGACCGACUGCGCCCACUCUCCUACCCGGACACUGAUGUCAUCCUCAUGUGCUACUCCGUGGACAACCCGGACUCGUUGGGGAACAUCUCCGAAAAGUGGGUCCCUGAGGUCAAGCACUUUUGUCCGAACGUGCCAAUCAUUUUGGUGGCCAACAAGAAAGAUCUGCGCAACGACGAGAACACGAAGAACGACCUCUCCCGGAUGAAACUAGAGCCCGUGAAGGCGGAGGACGGUCGUGCGAUGGCCAUGCGCAUCGGCGCGUAUGACUACUUGGAGUGCUCCGCCAGGACCAAAGAGGGCAUCUGGGAGGUGUUCGAGACUGCAACACGGGCUACCCUGCAGAAACGCUCCACACCGGGGGAUUGUUUCAAAUGCUGUGUGAUGCUGUGAGUCAACUGUGGAUUACGAGGUCUGGAGGACCUUUGCAGCAUACAAGACGGUUCCUUCCGCUGGGGGUCUGUGUUUGGACAUGCCUUCAGCUGAACCAAAACCAGUGACUGCAAAAGCAUUGUUCAGAGCACGAUUGCAUGUGGGUGUUGGUGUGUAAUGCACUGGUUUGAGCAUCUUCGUUCUGGGUCACAUGAUCCUAGUCUGUUCGAAAAACAACAAACCACAAAUUGUUUCAUUAUAUUUGGAGAAGUUUAUCCUCUGCUCACUGAGUGUGGCCUUAGCUGAGGCUGGCUUGCAAGCCAAGACCUUUGGCUUGCAAAACCUGAUCUAUUUUUGUGUUUAAAGUAUUUUUUUAUUUUUUUACAUUAACUGUUUCACCGAAAAUCUGCACUCAGUAAUUUAUGUUUGAACUGUGUUGCAAUAUAUCUGCAUCGAGUUUGUGAAAUUGCACAUCACGGUAAUCAUUAUAAUUCAAAGAAAUUCAUAUGGUAUUCUGUAUAGUGUUUUUAUGUUGGUUUGGGUUUGUUUUUUUCCACUUAAAAUCAGUGUUUUUGAUUUAGGCAGUUGCCCAGGGUGACUGUAGGACAGGGUGGGUGAGGAACACAAGCACCAGAUAAAAGUCUUGAACAAGUAUUUUUGUUGCUUUUAUGUUAAUGAAGGAUUAGCAUGUCUUGCUGCUGAGAAUAGGUAGACUGUUUUACUUGAUCGCAGAAUUACAUUGCAUUUUGCCCCAGAAUUUAGAUUAUUUCACAUAUCUUAAGCAGCUUUGGGGUCAACGGUAACACCUAAAUUUUCUAAAGAGUUAAUAGAAAUUUAUUUUACUUUUCAUAAAAUCGUGGUCCUUGGUGGUCAAAUUGACCAGUUUGUACUACUCUUGGAAGUACAUAUUAGAGUGCAUAGCCAGGUUUUGUGGUACUAAACAAAAAUGUUUAACACUAUCAAACUAAAAUCUAAAAUGUACUUGCUAGCCAGCUCAUAACUAGUUUAUCUUUUCUGCAAGUAUGAGAAAAAACAUAGUAACCUGCUUUCAGCCAGCUGAGCAGGAGUUUGUAGAAAAGCAUGUAAGGUAGGGACAGCUUUGCAUUACUCCUGGUUUCAUACAGCCAGUGCACUUUGUCUGAAAUCAAUUCAAGAGGACUUUGAAUUAUAGGAAAGUACUGACAAAUUUUAGUGGGUUUAGGUGUGUGUGUUUACUCUUUUUUUUUUUUUUUUUUUUUUAGUUUUUUGUUAAUUUUUUAAUACCCUGACAUCAGUAACUGACCCAUGCUUAGUUCAGCAAGUGUUGCCUUACAGCUUACUUAACCAAAGGUCUUUUAAAGCACAUACAGUAUAUAAAGGAGCUGCUUCAGAGGGUUUCAUGUCUGUUCACCCCUCCAUAACGUUGUAUUUAUUGCUGUUUGGUCCCAUUCUCCUUCAAUUUAAUUUAGACAAAUGUUAUAUUUCUAAGGACUUUGUGUCACACCAUGUUUCCAUUAAUUCUGGUUCUGAUAUGCAUUUGCUCUGACUGACUAAUGAAAUAUGACAGAUUAUGAUCCCUGAUCAGAUCAAAAUACCACAAAGUGGCUUCAUGUGAGUAGAAUUAAUUUAUUUAGGCUGAGUAACCAACUUUUGUUUAAGUAAAUCACACUAGAGUGUCAAAACUUUUUAAUUAGAGCUUGACAGUAUAUUGUAUUGCAAUUGUGAUUGCCUUACUUGUGUGUGCGAUAGUGUUUAGAUCAACUAUUUGGCAGGCAGUAUUUUUUCAGGUGCCAAGUAUUUAAGUUGCAUUUUUUGAUAAGCAUUUUUUAUUGGAUAGCUUGAAUUGACUUUUUAUUCUUGCACUGCACAAAGAUCUUAAUAAUGCAGACACUGAAGCUUUAGAGGUUGGAGGUGAUGAUGGGAAACAAUGUGGAAAGUGAGAAAAAUGUGUUUCUUUGUUCCUUUAUUGAUAAUUUGACUUCAGAUAUACCUAUUGCCAUGAAGCUCUACUUUAAAUUGUUAGUUGCCAAAGCAGGUACGAUCAAUGCCCCUGGCAUGUUUGUCUAAUAGUUCUUAUGCAACAUAGUAGGAAAAAACAAUUCCAUCAUGUUCCUGAAAAAAAGGCCAAAAUACCUGACUCUUUUCAAGGUCUGUCCUGUAAAGGGCUAGUGUCAAGUUUACAGUAAUACCUUCAGAUUUUGGUCAUAUUGAUUAGUUGGUACAUAAUCCUGUUGCUUUACAGCACAAUUAAACCAAGUUAUAUAUACAGUAGUUAAAGCCAAGCUUUUCAGGGUGAUUAUUCUGUUACUUUCCUAUUUAGAAACUACUAUGAUGAUUUGGCAUCUUGUAAGGGCACAUUUUCUUUUAGUAGUCACAGAAAUCCAAUUUUUAUUUGUGUGUGUGUGUGGCGGGGGGUUCAGAUAAAUUGUAUUUUGCAUUAACAAAGCACUUCAGUGUAUCAGUUUGUGUUUUUCAAGACUGAUUAUAUUUUCUCUGGUAACACCAGCCUGUACUAAGGUGUCAAAAUUAAAUGUGAAUCGAUAAACCUGCUGUAACACGUAAACUGCAUCAGGAGUAUUUUAAGUCACGAAACAGAAAUCUAAAUAUCUUCCGUUGCGACUAUGAAUGUACUUUAAAUUUACUUGGUCAGAAAGCUCAUGGGAUGGAAUUUAAUGUAUCUGAGUUAACCUUCGGUUGUUGUGAAAUAAGUUCAGCUCAUCUGUUGUUCCACAUGUUGUGUAACUGUCCUCUUGUGUGGUUGUGGGAGUGCUUGUUCAAAUAAAAGCUUUUUACAUCGAUUACUGACACUGUUGCUGUUCUGGUGAUUCAGGAAAUUUCUCUUUGUGUUUUUUACGAUCUAUUUAAGGGGAGAAAGUUUGUGAAACGCAUCCUAUUUCUGCUGCUGAGAAAUCAUCUGCAUGUUCCAGGGUUUAAGCAGUAAGUGUUUUCUGAAUCUACCCAGAGACACAAUAGUGUAAAAGUCACAUUCCCCACUGUCUUCCGUUGCUGGGCUUUCUGCUGACCUACACAACAGGAAUGCAUUGUGCUGAACUGCUUGAUUUUCCCACAAAGGCCCUCCUGAUGUGCCUCUGAUUUACAGCAACGUUACACGGAUCGAAUUCUGCAGGUUUUUCUAAUCUUUAUUUUUACUAAAAUGUGGAGAAAGGACAACAAUGAAUGUGCGAGAUGUUUCUAUUUAUGGGUAUUUGUUGUACUAGAAAGGUAUGUUGGAAAUAUUGUGAGGAGAAAAUGGUGCCUGUUAAGAAGGAAAGAGUGGAAAUCUAAAUAAAGUGAUUUUUCAUGAACCUUU
This is a messenger RNA of Xiphophorus hellerii (green swordtail), 3923 nucleotides long. RefSeq names its product rho-related GTP-binding protein RhoB-like. Gene Ontology annotation, biological process: small GTPase-mediated signal transduction. The coding region runs from base 32 to 655 and encodes 207 amino acids. Lineage: Eukaryota; Metazoa; Chordata; Actinopteri; Cyprinodontiformes; Poeciliidae. The transcript has a single exon. The record is from RefSeq and is a predicted model, not a curated record. Gene Ontology annotation, molecular function: GTPase activity; GTP binding.